GUUGAGCGCAGCACUGGCGUGCUCAUCUCCACCUCGGAACCGGAUAUUCGGGUUUUGCGCGAUUACAGCACCAGUGCGAGCUAUAAUGACGUGAUCCUGGCAACCGAGUGUCCAGAUGCCCGAGUGUCGGAGCGUGCUAAGAAGCUUCUGGAAAUGACCGGCGGUUCCGCGAAGGACUGGGGCGCUGUGCGGAACACGCUCGGAGAUCAAGACCACUGGCACGGAGCGGGUGGAGGAGUUCCUUCUUUCUCGCGACUUCGCGUUCGCGGGACUGGACUGGGUUAUCGUCAUCACGAUCCCUGGGGAGACGAUCUUGGAGGAUAUUAA
Messenger RNA from Symbiodinium pilosum, 327 nucleotides. Lineage: Eukaryota; Dinophyceae; Suessiales; Symbiodiniaceae. The record is from the annotation of a GenBank genome assembly.